AUGAUUAAGAGAAUUGUGUACUCACUUGUAUCAUCACUCACAUUCAGAAUAUUUGGAAUUUUGCUUAUCUUUGUGGAUAUGUCCCUCGUCAUUACAGACCUGCUUGUCACUAAAAACGCAAUAUAUAUUCCUGUGGAAAUUCAUUUAAUUUCUUUAGCUAUUUCUUUAUUUUUUGUCUUGGAUGUUCUUCUUCGAGUAUAUGUAGAAGGGAUACGACUGUAUUUUUCUGAUAUACUUAACAGCUUAGAUGCUGUCAUCAUUGUAGUGACUCUACUGGUUGAUAUAAUUUAUAUGUUUUAUGACCUUAAGGUUCUUAAAGAUAUCCCCAGAUUGGCAAUUUUAUUUCAAUCCCUACGACUUAUUAUUCUGAUAAGAGUUUUCCAUCUGGCUCAUCAAAAGAAACAUCUUGAAAUGCUGACCAGAAGGCUGGUUUCAGAAAACAAACGGCGAUACAAGAAGGAUGGAUUUGACUUAGACCUCACUUAUGUUACUGAGCGUAUUAUUGCCAUGUCAUUCCCAUCUUCUGGACAGCAGUCUUUCUAUAGGAAUCCCAUUAAGGAAGUUGUGCGGUUCCUGGAUACCAAACAUCAAGACCACUAUCAAGUCUAUAAUCUAUGCAGUGAAAGAGCCUAUGAUCCUAAGUACUUCCAUUACAGGGUCCGGCGAAUCAUGAUUGAUGAUCACAAUGUCCCCACACUAAGUGAGAUGUUGGCAUUCACGAAAGAAGUAGAUGAGUGGAUGGCUCAAGAUGACGAAAACAUCAUAGCAAUUCACUGUAAGGGAGGCAAAGGAAGAACUGGAACGAUGGCUUGUGCCUGCCUUAUUGCCAGUGAAAUAUUUACAACUGCAGAGGACAGCCUUUAUUAUUUUGGAGAACGGCGAACAGAUAAAAGCACCAGCACUAAAUAUCAGGGAGUUGAGACUCCUUCUCAGAGUAGAUAUGUUGGAUAUUUUGCGGAUGUGAAAAAUAUCUACAACUUGAAUCUCCCUGCCAGAAAAACACUCAAGAUUAAAAAAAUCGUUAUUUAUUCAAUUCACGGUGUUGGAAAGGGCAAUGGAAAUGAUCUAAAAGUACAAAUAAUAUUGCACCGCAAAAUCGUCUUUUUAAGUUCUGCUUCCAAAAAUUGUUGGAUACUUCACGAUAUUGAAACAGACAACGUAAUAAUUCAUUUAUCCAGCUGUCCACCUCUGUAUGAUGAUGUGAAAGUACGGUUUCUCUCUUCCUCAGUUCUUCCUAAAUACUAUGACAACUGCCCAUUUUUCUUCUGGUUCCAUACAUCUUUUAUACAAAAUAACAGGCUUUAUCUUUCAAGAAAUGAAUUGGAUAAUCCCCAUAAACCAAAAACAUGGAAAAUUUACCGUCCAGAGUUUGCAGUCGAGGUAUUUUUUGAUGAGGUCGUAGCUGGUACCUAAUUAAGCGUAGUUCCCUUUCUCGGACAGAAUCAUGUUCUUCACAAUCCCUGCCACAUAUUUGUAGCUUCUAAACCUCCUUCCUUGCUGGUAUACUUAUAUUUACAUUCAUGUACAUAUGUUUUUGCCAAACCUAUUAAAUACAUACAAAGUAAAAUCUCAAGGGUGCUUCUUACUUUCUGAAGGAGUUAGGUCAUGUUUGCGAGAACUAACAUUCUUAUGUACUAUGUUCCAAAUUAUCACUUUGAAGAACCUUUAAAUAACAAACCUUAAAAUAUUUAAGAAUUAUGAUUCCUCCCAAUAAUCUGAGUUUACUUAUCUGAAAAUACAAGUAUUCCCUGCUUUGUUUUACAUUUUAAUUUCAGAUCAGAAAGGUCACUUCUGUUUUCUUCCUCUGCUUGAUUUAUAAACUACUUAACAAACAUCAGAUUGGCACAAAGACUUGCUUGUUUUCAACCCAGAAAACUGUGCACACAAGCAGACCCACCAGUGCAUGGGCUAAUUACACACUCAGACUUCGGGGAGGGCACAGGAAUCUCGGUAAACACAAGCAGCGGUUACUGAAUAUUCUAUUUAUUUUUGCACCUUCACGAGUGAAGUCAAAGGAAAUGUUUGCCUAGAGAAAUCUAGAUUCUUUUAAAGUCCACCUCCUUCUUCACCAACCCUGCUCACAGCCAAGUUCACUUAAGUUUAGGGAACUCUGUGAAGGAAGGUCAUCUUUGCAUUGCAAAUAUCGGUUAGUCCUGUGUCCCCAGGGAAUCGUUUUCUCUUACUAUUUUAUUCCAAGUACCUUCCCCGUCAUUGUACCUUGACUGUCCUUAUUUAUGAACAUGGCAUGAAAGGUUCACUUUUUCCCUCCAGUCAGCCCACAAGGGGUCUCACUGCCAGUGCAACCUACCUGAAGGCUCCUUUUGGAGGAAAAGUCUUUCAAGUUCUCAGCGUGUUAGGACUACAUUACUUCCUGUAAUUUGUGAUAGGAAUGUGUUGCAGCAGAA
Molecule: messenger RNA, 2405 nt
Organism: Lynx canadensis (Canada lynx)
Lineage: Eukaryota; Metazoa; Chordata; Mammalia; Carnivora; Felidae
Product: phosphatidylinositol 3,4,5-trisphosphate 3-phosphatase TPTE2-like
Exons: 16
Coding region: 1-1413 (470 amino acids)
Biological process (GO): protein dephosphorylation
Cellular component (GO): cytosol
Molecular function (GO): protein tyrosine phosphatase activity; phosphatidylinositol-3,4,5-trisphosphate 3-phosphatase activity
Source: RefSeq, a predicted model, not a curated record